GCUUGUAGUUUUUUUUUUUUGCAGUGCGCAAUUGUAGCGAGCAAUUUGUAACUUUCUUUUGCAGACAGGAGAUAGCAAAUUAUAGGGGCUAGAGAAAAAAGGUCUUAUUACGAAAUUUACGUUCUAGAAUCAAUAUUCAAACAUGAUCUUGUUAUGCCAUAGAAAUAACUAAAGUAUAUUUGGAUUGUAAUAUUUAUUUUAUUGCCAGUUAUUACACCAUACGGUUCAUUUCCCAUUGCUUCUUUUUAUUAACAUAACUACGAAAGAUAGCUACGAAAUCCCGCAAAUUACGCAAUGGCUGAUACAUCGGAAGAUAAAAUAGAGGUGACCGAGAAUGAAGAAUGGAAAACAGCAGCCAAAGGUAAAAAGAGGAAGCGGGCCAAUACAGAGAAAAUGGACGAUGAGGCUGCUGAGCAAGGAUCAGCCAUGGAUGUAUCUCAACGUCCCUACUUUCCACCAGUAAAGAAGGAGAAGCUGCAGAAAGGCACAGAAGUUCGCAAAAUACCAGUACCUGCACACAGAUACACACCGUUGAAGGAGAACUGGAUGAAGAUAUUCACACCAGUUGUGGAGCAACUGAACCUCCAGAUAAGAUUCAACCUCAAAAUCAGGAACGUGGAAAUUCGGACAUGUAAGGAGACCACCGACGUAUCGAACCUUCAGAAGGCAGCUGACUUUGUGCGCGCCUUCAUCCUCGGCUUUGAGGUGGACGACGCCCUGGCGCUUCUCCGUCUCGAUGACAUCUUCAUCGACUCAUUCGACAUUCAGGACGUAAAACAGCUGAAAGGAGAUCACCUGUCUCGCGCCAUCGGUCGGCUGGCUGGCAAGAACGGCAAGACCAAGUUCACGAUCGAGAACCAGACACGGACGCGGAUCGUGGUGGCCGAUCACCGGGUGCAUAUUCUGGGCGCCUUCUCCAACACGGCUGCCGCCCGGCGCGCCCUCUGCGAGCUGAUCCUCGGGAGCCCGCCUUCCAAGGUAUUCGGUCACAUCAGAAAUGUGGUUGUGACGUAACAUCUCAGCUUCUUCUAUCGAUGGACAUUUUUUUUCUUGUUUCGCCCGAUACCGAAAGGAAUAUUCAACACGAAAUGUCGGGCAGCCGGACUGCGCGUCGAGCCGUGCUGGUGUGGUGGCACAAUAGAGGAGCUCCAGAAUGUGGCCUUCGCCUGGACACGUCAGCAUGAGGAUCUUUUACUGCCGUGUCGGUGUUACUGGGAAUGUGAACGUUAUGUCGAAAACGCCGACAUUAUCCGUUGGGACAUCGGGCAUAUGUUCGUGUGUAUGUGCUCAUGAGAUGAUUAUGAACAUGAUUCGAACGUUGAAUGUAAUACAUUAACCAUCGGGUCAUC
This is a messenger RNA of Amphibalanus amphitrite, 1349 nucleotides long. RefSeq names its product RNA-binding protein PNO1-like. Lineage: Eukaryota; Metazoa; Arthropoda; Thecostraca; Balanomorpha; Balanidae. Gene Ontology annotation, cellular component: nucleolus. The coding region runs from base 295 to 1014 and encodes 239 amino acids. Gene Ontology annotation, molecular function: RNA binding. The record is from RefSeq and is a predicted model, not a curated record. The transcript is spliced from 6 exons.